AAUCCUAUGGGCUUUGUGGGACAAUCAUCAACGAGAACCGAAACAUACCAAAGAACCGGGUUUUUAGGUUCUGUGUCGGUUAUCGAUAUAUGAUUUAGCAGACGCGUCAGAAGUAUCUCAUAAGUCAUAACAUACGAGGAGGCUACGAUCUAAGUUUGAUCUGAGCUUAAAGAUCCAGAAAUCUUAAGGAAGAUAUGACAAAACCCAGAAACCUGUUUAGAUUUUGCUGUCUGCUAAUGGCGUUUUUGUUUGCUUAUUCUGCAUCUGUCCAGCUUAAUGAUCCUGAUUGGUACUUCUGGUUUCCUCUAUACACACUUGCCUGUGUUGUUAACCUGAUCAACUGCAAAAGAAGAAUAUCUAAGUCGAGAAGAAUCAAACAAAUGAUGGUGAGAACAGCUUUAGGCUUGGGUCUGUUCUUGUUAGUUAAAGUUGUUGCAGAGGAUGUGAUAACAGAGAAAGUUGGAGUCUUGUCUUUGGAUCUUACUCAUAGAGUGGUUAGAGAGAAGAUUGGAAGUGGUUUGGUCGUAGCUUCAAUGGUUCUGCAACUACAAGCUUCUUCCACAAAACCCAUUGACUUUGGUAUGGUUGCAAUGGUAAUCUUUGGCUAUGGAAUUCCCUUUUGGUUCUUCACAGUUAUGAAAGGAAAAAUCAAGAUUUGAUCAAAGAUUCAAUGGAGAGAAAAAAGGUAAAAGCUUGAAGGAGACUAAACAGAAUGAAUAAACCAAAGCUGUCUACAGGUUCAAUGGGAAAAAAGUUAGUUGCUUUACAAUGACAAGGAUGCUCAGUUUCUUGUCCAGAUGUUACCAGUCUGCGACCAUAGUCUCGAGUGAUCUCUUCUCCUGCAGCUAUCUGUUUUACACGCAUAACAAAGAAUCAGUUCAGUUCAACACUUUGAUACUUCUUUCAAGCAAGAAAGAAGAAGAGCCUUACAUCCAUACUGGCAUAUAGACCGAUAUGAGCCAGCGGGGAUUCCAUGCUAUCCACAAUAACUUGGUGAUUAACGAGAUUUGGCGAGCAGCUAGAGAUGAAACCAGAUUACAAAAUCAACAGUCUAUGUAGCAGUAGUAUAAUGCAAAAGUUUUAGUUUUGUUUUACACACCUGUGAUUAAUGUAUCGAGCGAUGUUGCCGUGA
This is a messenger RNA of Camelina sativa (false flax), 1132 nucleotides long. The record is from RefSeq and is a predicted model, not a curated record. Lineage: Eukaryota; Viridiplantae; Streptophyta; Magnoliopsida; Brassicales; Brassicaceae.